This is a messenger RNA of Striga hermonthica, 1362 nucleotides long. The record is from the annotation of a GenBank genome assembly. NCBI's taxonomy places the organism in Eukaryota, Viridiplantae, Streptophyta, Magnoliopsida, Lamiales, Orobanchaceae.
AUGGAGUCUUGUGUAAUUGGGUCCUUUCAGAAACCUUCACCGCGACUCUCAUUUCCCUUUGGUGCUGGUCUGUGCUCGUAUCCUUCAGGUUUUGGUGUUGUAGGACAUGUCUUGAAAUGCAAAGCUUCCAGCAACAUAGAACCACUCUACGCAGCACCCAUUAGAUUACAACUGCAAAAGCAGAAUUUGGCGAGCCCACAUUCUAGAAGUAUUACACUAAAUCCAAGGCGGAAUGUGACGAGUAUAGUGAUAUCAGCAUCCGCACAUUCUUUUGACUCUGAUAACUCGAAGAGUCCGUGGAGUUCAGCACAGGACGCAUUAGAUGCUUUCUACCGAUUUUCACGACCUCAUACUAUAAUAGGAACGGCUUUGAGUAUAAUCUCAGUUUCUCUACUUGCAGUCGAGAAGCUGUCAGAUUUCUCUCCUUUGUUUUUCACUAGGGUGCUAGAGGCAAUUGUUGCUGCCCUAUUGAUGAAUGUAUACAUUGUUGGUGUAAAUCAACUCACCGACAUAGAAAUAGACAAGGUUAACAAACCAUAUCUUCCCUUGGCGUCUGGGGAGUACUCUGUCAGAACCGGGGUCUUCAUUGUCACAUCAUUUGCCAUCUCAAGUUUUUGGCUUGGAUGGGUUGUAGGUUCAUGGCCAUUAUUUUGGGCUCUCUUCAUCAGCUUUAUACUUGGAACGGCCUAUUCCAUCAAUGUACCCUUUUUUAGGUGGAAGAGAUUUGCUGUACUUGCAGCCAUGUGCAUCUUUGCUGUGCGAGCACUAAUUGUACAAAUUGCAUUCUAUUUACAUGUGCAGAUGAAUGUAUACGGAAGGCCAGCUGUCCUCUCAAAGCCCGUGUUUUUCGCAACUGCUUUCAUGAGCUUCUUUUCUGUGGUCAUUGCAUUGUUUAAGGACAUACCUGAUAUUGUUGGGGACAGGAUUUACGGGAUACGAUCUUUUACUGUCCGAUUGGGCCAGGAGAGAGUCUUUUGGAUUUGCAUUUCGCUCCUUGAAAUGGCAUAUGCUGUUGCUUUGUUUAUAGGAGCUGCAUCCCCUUUCAUGUGGAGCAAGUGGAUUACGGUCACUGGUCAUGCCCUGCUGGGUUUAUUGCUUUGGAAUCGUGCAAAAUCAAUCGACUUGAAAAGCAAAGCUGCAAUAACAUCCUUCUACAUGUUCAUUUGGAAGCUGUUUUAUGCCGAGUAUCUGCUUAUUCCCCUAAUAAGCACGAGUCUCUGUCCUCUAAAGCUAGACUUUGAAUAUGACGAGAUUGCCGCCGAGGAAGACGCCUUAGUCCAGAACGUCCAACGGCGGGACGCCGAUGAGAUAUCGGGCAUGGAUUUGAAUUUGAGUUUGUUCUCCGAUUUGAAUCCGAUCUGA